Molecule: messenger RNA, 138 nt
Organism: Chaetomium globosum CBS 148.51
Lineage: Eukaryota; Fungi; Ascomycota; Sordariomycetes; Sordariales; Chaetomiaceae
Exons: 2
Coding region: 1-138 (45 amino acids)
Source: RefSeq, a predicted model, not a curated record
AUGUUGCUUGGCUGGUGGACGUAUUCGAGGAGGACGCCCAGCGUGCGAGCGUCGGUAGCACCGUUAUGGAGGGUUAAGAAAGCGUUGGAUGGCAUGGUGAUGUCAAGGUCCCCCGUCUCGGUACUCUCAACCCAGUAG